Molecule: messenger RNA, 964 nt
Organism: Lacerta agilis (Sand lizard)
Lineage: Eukaryota; Metazoa; Chordata; Lepidosauria; Squamata; Lacertidae
Product: 5-hydroxytryptamine receptor 3A-like
Exons: 5
Coding region: 53-964 (303 amino acids)
Biological process (GO): signal transduction; chemical synaptic transmission; nervous system process
Cellular component (GO): neuron projection; synapse; membrane
Molecular function (GO): neurotransmitter receptor activity; transmembrane signaling receptor activity; extracellular ligand-gated monoatomic ion channel activity
Source: RefSeq, a predicted model, not a curated record
UGAAGAGAAGUCCAGAACCAGCCCAUUCCUUCACGUUUCUUCCAAUGGAGACAUGAUGCAGCACCAGGCUUUUCACCUGACAUCGUCUUGCAGUCUGCACAUCUUCACAUUUCCUUUCGAUAAGCAGGCUUGCAACAUAACCGUGCUCUCCCCCAUGCAUUCAGAUAAGGAAGUGAAAAUGUUGGACAAAACGUUUUCCACUAAAUUGGAUGCCAAAGAUCGCAACCUGUACUUAACCAAUGGGGAGUGGAAGUUCAACAACAUCAGUGUUUUCCGUGAUACCAUGACUGGUCUUGAGAUGAACUAUAGUACGGUGACUUACCAGAUUUUUAUGCAGAGGCGUCCUAUUCUAUAUGUGCUGAAUCUGAUCAUUCCAACUGCUGUUCUCUUCUUCCUGGAUAUGGCUGUUUCCUUCACUUCUGCCAGUGAUUCUGAAAAGAUCAACGUCAAGAUCACAUUGAUCCUAGAAGUCUCUUUUUUGUCGCUGAUUCUAAAUAGUAUCCUGCCAGCAUCCUCAGAUGACCCCCCUAUAAUAGCAAAAUUUUUCAUGGGAGUUUUCCUGCUGAUGGUUGUCAGCCUCCUUGAGAAUUAUGUGACAAGGUCUCUGAAGGAGAUGAAACCUCCCCGUUGGUUCCUCAAAUGCGAGAGACUCAUUUCCUCUAGGAGAAAGAAGAAAACAUCUGAAAAAUACGUUCCUUAUCCUGAUGAGCAGAAAGAGCCCUGUGAUCACGCCCUGGCAGGCAAAGAAGAUGCAGAAGCAGAGGCUUACAUCUUCCUCAGAAGCAUCUAUUCAGAGGUGAAACAGAUGAGGGAACAGCUAUUUCCCGAGAAGAGCCAAGUGGCUACCAACGCAGAAUGGAACAGGAUCAUGGCCAUUACUGAGAGCCUGUUUUUCUAUGCUCGGCUGAUUUUCUCAACAUUGUUCCUAGCAUACAUUAUUCUGAAAUGGAGGGGUGAAAUGUGA